Camelina sativa (false flax) is the source of this 1433-nucleotide messenger RNA. RefSeq lists its product as uncharacterized. The record is from RefSeq and is a predicted model, not a curated record. Lineage: Eukaryota; Viridiplantae; Streptophyta; Magnoliopsida; Brassicales; Brassicaceae.
AAGAAACAUAACCUUGACAUGAUAUUAUCCACUAGUUGAGCUAUAUAGACUUUUUUCGUGACGAAUGAAAACAGUAGUCAAUAGAUGAAAACCGCCGGAGCACCGCCGCAAAGAGGUGGUUCCUCCUCCGCCGCUUACUUAUACCGGUCUUCAUCAUCGUGCUGCUCCGAUAGCUGUAGAGUUUUGGUGGUAAAGAUGGGAGGAAAAAGCAAGAAACCUCAUGAAUCGUCUUCUUUUAAGCAGGAUUCAGAGCCGGAACCACCGAGAAUCAAAUCCAAUGUUAAGCAUAAUUUGCAGCUUCUGAAGUUAUGGAAGGAGUUUCAGAGCAGAGGAUCUGGCACGGCUAAGCCAGCGACUAGUUACAGGAAGAAGAAAGCAGAGAAAGACGAGUUACCGGAUGAUAGCGAACUCUACCGUGAUCCUACAAAUACGCUAUAUUACACGAACCAGGGUCUAUUGGACGACGCAGUUCCUGUUUUGCUUGUUGAUGGUUAUAAUGUGUGUGGAUAUUGGAUGAAGCUAAAGAAACAUUUCAUGAAUGGAAGGCUUGACGUUGCUCGGCAGAAGUUAGUUGAUGAACUUGUGUCCUUUAGUAUGGUUAAAGAGGUUAAGGUAGUGGUUGUCUUUGAUGCUCUCAUGUCUGGUCUCCCUACUCACAAGGAAGACUUUGCAGGUGUUGAUGUGAUUUUCUCAGGAGAAACUUGCGCUGACUCUUGGAUUGAAAAGGAGGUGGUUGCUUUGAGAGAAGAUGGAUGCCCCAAGGUUUGGGUUGUAACAUCUGAUGUUUGUCAACAACAAGCAGCUCAUGGAGCGGGAGCUUAUAUUUGGAGUAGCAAGGCACUGGUUUCUGAGAUCAAAUCAAUGCACAAGGAGGUUGAGAGAAUGAUGCAAGAAACAAGGUCAACAUCUUUCCAAGGGAGAUUGCUGAAACACAAUCUUGAUUCUGAAGUCGUCGAUGCUCUUAAAGAUCUAAGAGACAAAUUAUCAGAAAACGAAACAAAGAGAUGACCAAGAUCAAUCCAGAUUAUAACUAGGCCCAAAAGAUAACUUAAAACUACGUUCAAGCAUUUGAUGAAAAGAAGGUUGAAAAUUUUCAGGAAGCAGCAUGGUUCACUUGGAUGCCUACAAGGUAUUGAAGCCAUAGAUAGUGGCUGAGUUUGUUUCCCUAAAUCUUGGAUGUUCAAAUGAAGAAUCCGAAACCAUUUCACAGCUUGAAAAUGAUAUAAAGCAGUUCAAUAUGUCUCAGCUCAUGUGGAAAAUGCCUAAUUUUUCAGCAGAGAUGAUUAUAUAUUGAGCACUUCAUUGGAAUAAAGUUUUGUUGUGGUCCAAAAUAGUGUGUUCACCACAUUAUAUUUACUCCGAUUUGAGAUCUUGAAGAGUAUAAUACCUGCAGCUUAUCAUCUGAAGCUACUUCACAAUGUUUAACUUUUCAA